UUAAGGCGGCCGUGAAUAAUUGCGUCUUGUGGGCGCGACACGCUCUACCGAAGGUCCCCGGAGCUGGUGGGGCAUUUAGGGGUGCUCCCGCUGGGUGUCUGGCCUUGUGAGCGCUGAGGUGCUCGCGAGCCGCCCUUCGGAAGCUGUGUCCCCCUUCGCCGGGCUCCUAGUGCGCCCUGGCCGCCGGCCCGCUCCCGGAAGCUACGAAAACCAGUAACAAAGGACCUGCGGGGCCGCCGGCUGCCUGAGCUGCGGGACCCCAGGAUCGGGCAGAUCGGCGGGGCUGAGCGCCCGCGGGGCCACGUGUCCCGGAUCGCGGCGGUGAGCGGAGCGUCUCUCUGAGGCCUUUCCCGGACGCCCGGCCCUCGGCGCCCUCCGGAGCCCUGAUUUCUGCCAACGCACAAGCCGGCUCUGCCCUGAGCAGCUGCAGCUUUGUAUGAAAAAGCUACUGAAGUCUGAUUUUAAUAAAAACUUUUACCAAGUCCUCCUUCUGCGAUUUUUGUUUUGUUUUGUUUUGGUGCAAUUUGCAAUACUCUACCUCCUCGCCUCCUUUCUCCUUUUGGUGUAUUAUCCACGAGUCGAACCUGGGAUGAGCGUCUCGUAAUUGCAAGUAGAACUGUUCAACGUCACGACGGAAUAGUACUCAAAAUGGACAAAAAGUCCUUUGAAACGGUGCUGGAUGAAAUUCGAAAGGUGGUCGAUCUCCUAAGGUACUUCUCCUGGGCAGAGCCACAGCUGAAGGCCAUGAAAGCACUCCAGCACCUGGGCUUCCUGUUGCCUGGAAUACCUGACGUGAUGAAGUUGAUUUUUGCUAACACUUUCUUUUUUAUGUUACAGGCUUCUAAGGCAGGCUGCAAAGCCCCUCCUGCCAUGAUUUCUUCAUGUGGAACCAUCCCAGGAAACCCCUAUCCCAAAGGAAAACCCAGUCGCAUAAAUGGAAUUUUCCCUGGAACUCCUCUGAAAAAGGAUGGUGAAGAAAUUACCAACGAAGGGAAAGGAAUAGCAGCGUGGAUUCUCGGGCCAUCUAAACCACCUCCUUCAACCUACAAUCCACACAAACCUGUCCCCUACCCAAUACCUCCAUGCCGGCCGCAUGCAACUAUCGCACCAAGUGCUUACAACAAUGCAGGUCUGGUACCAUUAGCCAAUGUGAUAGCUCCAGGCGUCCCUCCUCCGCCUCCAUACACUCCAAAUCCAGCAGGAACAGACAAUGAAGAUCUUUCCAGUCAGUCAAAACCUACACAGAGUCAAACAUUUUCCACCCCAGCGAGUCAACUCUUCUCUCCUCAUGGUUCUAAUCCUUCGACUCCAGCUGCGACUCCAGUACCUGCUGCGUCCCCAGCCAAGGCUGUCAACCAUCCAUCCGUGUCAGCAGCUGCCACCGGGGCUGGAAUGAGUGCGCCCAACCCUGCUCUGGCGGUGUUCCCAACGCCUCAGCCAUCCACCCCGAACCCGACUGUGAUCCGGACUCCCUCCAUGCCCGCAGCACCUGUUACUUCCACCCACAACACCACACCCGCUCCGGUCCCUUCAAUUUUUUCUGGUCUAGUGCCACUGCCAGGUCUAUCUGCCACCCCCACCCCAUCCACUCAGGCCAGCUUGACGCCAAGGGUCACUCUGGCUUCCAGUGAGACAUUUGCUUCCACUUGUGCCCCAUUCACUGGCCACUCCUCGGCCAGCUCUACUGCUGGGUCAGCCAGUAACCCAAUCACAGCUCCCCUCUCAACGGUCUUCACAGGUCUGCCUUUGCCCUUCCCACCAGCAUCCCACAGCAUAGUCACCCCGACUCCUUCUGUAAUUGCCAGUGCUGCGGGUCGACAUGGUGUAAAUAGCCCCCUUCUGUCUGCCUUAAAAGGCUUUCUUACAUCAAAUGACACACACUUAAUCAAUUCCUCCGCCUUGCCAUCUGCGGUCUCAAGCGGACUGGCUUCAUUAUCCUCUCUUCCCAAUCGAAACUCAGAUUCUCCUGCCUCAGCCACUAACAAAUGCUAUCCCCCUGCCGCUGUUCCUGCUGCACAGCGGUCUUCCACCCCAGGUCUGGCCAUGUUCCCAGGCCUGCAGUCUCCUGUGGCUAGUGCCACCUCUGCAGCCCCAACGCUGCCUGCACAGUCUCUAUUAGCUACCCCCUCGUCCACGGCAGUGCCAGUCAGCUGUGGCUCCUCAGGCUCGCUUUUGCACGGUCCCCAUACAGGUGGCAUCUCAUCUGCCCCUGCUGCAGCAACUAUGCCCAUUACGAUAAAAAGUGAGCCCACAAGCCCCCCACCCUCAGCCUUCAAAGGCCCAGCUCACCCCGGGACUCCUGCUCGGGGUACCUUGGGCCUGUCGGGUGCCCUGGGCCGUGGGUACCCCACGACCUCAGUGCCCAUCAGUGCGUCCACUUGCCUUAACCCUGCGCUGUCUGGGCUCUCCAGCCUGAGCACCCCGUUAGCUGGUUCUAUGUCCCUUCCACCGCACGCAUCCUCCACACCCAUCGCGCCUGUCUUCACUGCCCUUCCCCCUUUCACUUCAUUGACUAAUAGUUUCCCUCUACCGGGCAGUCCCUCCCUCAAUCCUGCUGUAUCCCUCGCGGGGCCGUCGACCACCACCACAUCUGCAGCUGUACACCCUAGCUCUGCAACUGUACGCUCAGUGCUGCCCACCUCCAAUACCUCGCCCGCGGCCUUCCCACUCAACCUGUCCACCGCUGUGCCCUCGCUCUUUGCGGUCACCCAGGGCCCACUGCCGACCUCUAACCCGUCCUACCCCGGCUUCCCUGUCUCCAGUGCCCCAAGCAGUGCUCCCACACUGCCCUCGUUCCCAGGGCUGCAGGCGCCCUCCACGGUGACCGUUACCCCAUUGCCAGUGGCUGCCUCGGCUCCAUCGCCUGCACCUGUCCUCCCCGGGUUUGCCUCAGCCUUCAGUUCCAACUUCAAUUCCGCCCUGGUGGCACAAGCCGGUUUGUCUUCUGGACUCCAAGCUGCGAGUAGCUCUGUUUUUCCAGGCCUUCUGUCCCUCCCAGGUAUCCCUGGAUUUUCCCAGGCUCCUCCACAGUCAUCCCUGCAAGAGUUACAGCACAGCGCAGCUGCACAGUCGGCUUUGUUACAGCAGGUCCAUUCAGCAUCGGCUCUGGAGAGCUACCCGGCUCAGACAGACGGCUUUCCUAGCUAUCCUUCCACACCAGGAACACCAUUUUCUCUGCAAACAGGCCUAUCCCAAAGCGGAUGGCAAUGAAUUUUAAAGGUGUUUAUUCUUCUUGGGAACAACAUGAGAUUUAUCCAGGAAUUGCAAUGAACAAUCUGACAGAUGAAAUUGGCCAAUAAUUUGAGAGUAAGAGUUCCUUAGGGACAUGGGGACAGAGCUUAAAAGUUCAGGUUGUGUUUUUAAAGUGGUUGUAUCAGAACCCUUAAUCUGACCUAUGUAAAUAAGAUGACAAUAAAUUGUAUUGAGAAUAGUAUUUUAAACAUACUUGGGGGCUUACUACCUCCCUUCCUAUAAGCUUUGAAUUAUGUGAGUGAGCCACAUAGACUAUUGAAGAGAGGAGACUGAAGUCCUUUUAGCCGAAUACAGCCUUAAGUCUGCUUGUAUUGCCUCCACAGACAGAAGUGAUAGUUGUGCCUCUGGCUGCAUGUGGCCCUGGGGGUGGGGUGGGGGGUUAUAUUCUUCAGAUGCAUGUUAGCAUCAACUGGAGCAUAGUAUUCCUAUGUAUCAACAACAGGGGGCUUGAGACAACUGUUACUUUUAAUUUAUUACCAAUAGUCAUACGUACUGCUGAAUUUAACCGAAUAUAUUUCAGGAAAGUAAAAAUGGUGCUUACUAUAGUCAUUAGAAUGACUUUCAGGUGUUUUUAACUAAAAAUGUAUACCCAGAACUACUUCUAGAUCUCUAAGUAAGGGAGGCUUAGGAUAAUUUGGCAAAACAUCUUUCACAAUCUCAAGCAGUAAGCUGAUGGGUGCCUGGGCCACCACUAUUGCUCACUGUACCCGAGAAGCUCUUGGUGAAUGUUUACAAUCAUGGGAUGUAUUUUCACUCACACACUCAUCUGAAAUGAAUGUGCGGCAGAAAGAAGACGUGUUCUGUCUGUGCGUGCAGUGUGCGCUAAGGACCUGUGCAGGUGGACCUUGACCCACCGUCAUCCUCAACAGUAGUUGCCACACUGGGGUAGGGGAAGUGGGGAGAAUGUAAACCAUAGAAUCUACUGUAGUGCAUCUCAACAUCUAGAAAUUCUACUUUUAUAAAGAUGGUGUCUGGAAGAUGUUACAAAUGUAUUUUCCUUCAACGCGGGGAACAAACUUUUUAAGUAUAUCGAAUAAUCCUGUAUGGGUAGUUUUUAACAUUUUUUAAAAAUAAACUUUAUGGAUAUCACAAA
This is a messenger RNA of Mastomys coucha (southern multimammate mouse), 4345 nucleotides long. It is a transcript of the gene Proser1, whose product is annotated as proline and serine rich 1. The transcript has 10 exons. NCBI's taxonomy places the organism in Eukaryota, Metazoa, Chordata, Mammalia, Rodentia, Muridae. The coding region runs from base 649 to 3210 and encodes 853 amino acids. The record is from RefSeq and is a predicted model, not a curated record.